Messenger RNA from Chanos chanos (milkfish), 702 nucleotides. RefSeq names its product PARK2 co-regulated (gene pacrg). The coding region runs from base 1 to 702 and encodes 233 amino acids. Gene Ontology annotation, molecular function: Hsp90 protein binding; Hsp70 protein binding. Gene Ontology annotation, cellular component: neuron projection; vesicle; cytosol. The transcript is spliced from 5 exons. The record is from RefSeq and is a predicted model, not a curated record. Lineage: Eukaryota; Metazoa; Chordata; Actinopteri; Gonorynchiformes; Chanidae.
AUGACUCCCUCCAGGCCCCAGGCUGGGCCAUCCACCUGUCAGCCGUCGUGCCUGCCUGCAUGUGUGGGUGUGCGGGUGGAUGUCAGGGUGGUUGGACCGCCAUCAGCAGGAGCCUUCAAGGAGAGGUUCGCCCCACCCACAAAGUUUCGGCAGUUCUAUGACCGUGGUGACUUCCCUAUUGCACUGGAUCAUAACACCAGGGGCCACCGAAUCAUUUGGAAGGUGAACAUUCAGGACCUGGACUACCAUCAUUACCUGCCACUCUUCUUUGACGGCCUUUGCGAGACGGUUCACCCCUAUGAGUUUUUCGCCCGACAGGGUGUUCACGACAUGUUGGAUCAUGGAAGCGACAGGGUCCUUCCUGUCAUCCCACAACUUAUCAUCCCCAUCAGAAAUGCCCUGAAUACCAGGAACAAGCAGGUGAUCUGCACCACACUGAAGUGCCUACAGCAUUUGGUGAUCUGUGACGCCAAGGUGGGGGAGGCACUGGUGCCCUACUUCAGACAGAUCCUACCCGUCUUCAACCUGUUUAAGAACAUGAAGAGUAAUGAUGGCGAUAGAAUUGCCUACAGUCAGCAGAGGAGGGAAAACAUUGGCGAACUGAUCCAGGAGACUCUGGAGCUUUUUGAAAUCCACGGGGGCCCAGACGCCUACAUCAACAUCAAGUACAUGGUCCCCACCUAUGAGUCCUGCAAGAAAUAA